AUGGAAAGAAGCGCGUCUCCGGAGCUGGACAACGCCAACCCGGCCGCCACGCCGCCGCUGCCGAUGCGGACGGAGGCUGCUCCACCGCCGCGACCGCGGUUCUGCCGCACGGCCAGCCUCUUGAAGCUCGCGAAGGAAAAGCUCUGCACUUGGUACACAGUGAAAACACUGUUCCUGGGUCAGAUGCUUUCCCUGUUCAUCUGUGGGACUGCAGUCACAAGUCAAUCCUUAGCUAAGAAUUGCAACGUGAACACUCCGAUGCUACAGAGUUUCAUCAACUAUUGCUUGCUUUUCCUAGUAUACACGAUGACCCUGGCCUUUAGGAAAGAUGGCGACAGCCUCUUGACAAUCCUGAAGAGGAAAUGGUGGAAGUACAUUUUGCUUGGAUUGGUUGAUGUGGAAGCUAACUACACCACUGUAAAAGCCUACCAGUACACCACCUUAACAAGUGUCCAGCUUCUGGACUGUUUUGGGAUUCCCGUGCUGAUGGCUUUAUCAUGGUUUAUCCUUCAUGCAAGAUACAAACUGAUCCAUUUCAUUGCGGUGGCUGUCUGCCUCUUGGGUGUAGGGACCAUGGUUGGUGCAGAUAUAUUAGCGGGGAGAAAAGAUGGUGAAGGAAGCAACGUGGUGAUUGGAGAUGUCUUAGUCCUUCUUGGUGCUUCAUUAUAUGCCAUUUCGAAUGUGAGUGAGGAAUACAUUGUGAAAAAUCUGAGCAGAGUGGAGUUUCUAGGAAUGGUGGGCUUGUUUGGGACUAUUAUCAGCAGUCUGCAGCUAGCCAUUGUGGAACAUCGAGACAUAGCUAAUAUUCAGUGGAACUGGAAAGUUGCAUUGCUCUUCCUGGCUUUUGCUGUGUGCAUGUUUGGGCUGUACAGCUUCAUGCCGCUGGUGAUCAAAGUCACCAGUGCAACCUCCGUCAACUUGGGCAUUCUGACAGCUGACCUCUACAGUCUCUUUUUUGGGAUCUUCCUAUUUGGCUACAAGUUUUCGGUGCUCUAUCUCCUGUCCUUUGUGGUUAUCAUGGUGGGCUUCAUUCUGUACUGUUCCACACCAACCCGCACUGCAGAGCCUGGCUCCACCAAUCUGCCACUGGCAGCCAGUACAGGGUUUGACAACUUUGCCUUAAAGAUCGAGGAGAACCACGUAGAUGCGGCUAUCAUCUCAUCCACACAACACAACAAAGAUGAAAGUCAGACAGAGGAGACACUAGCAACAAAGCUAACUGUACUGUGAAAGGUGGAGACUUUCAGCUAACAGAUUUACCUUGGAAAUGUCAAUACACAAGAGAUAAUGAACAUUAUGCUGUGUUGGGAUGGACACACUGGAGCUAUGCAUGUGGUGAAAUCUGCACUCAUGCCAAUGUCUGGAAUCUGCUGCAAGAUAAUGAGGGCUAGAUCCUUAGCUGAGUCGUCCGUAUUAAGUCAUGUUCACUGAAGACUCGUCCUUAUUGCUGACAGGAGAAUAACAAUUAGAGACUACUAGGGGAAGGACUAUGUACUCUGCAGAAAGAAAAAUCUACACUAAAACCACAUUAAUAAAUCAAAAGCUUAUUUUGAGUAAUAUCUUCUGUUCCAAGGUUUAUACUUUGAAGGACUGUGGAAUUGUUUUGGGCAAGGAAUGUUUUAGUGGAAAGAUGGAGAGAGGAAAUGGGGAGGAAAGGAGAUUAGGGGACUGCUAUGCUCAGAGACCCUGGGAACUUCAAGGAAGAGAGGGAAACACAUCCGGGAAGCAGUCUAAAUCUGCCCACCUCUGACCAUGAGGACUAGAAACAUUUUAUUUUGAAAAGCGCACAAUUAUAUGCUCUUACUC
This is a messenger RNA of Varanus komodoensis (Komodo dragon), 1806 nucleotides long. It is a transcript of the gene SLC35F2, whose product is annotated as solute carrier family 35 member F2. Gene Ontology annotation, molecular function: transmembrane transporter activity. The coding region runs from base 1 to 1230 and encodes 409 amino acids. The transcript has 8 exons. Gene Ontology annotation, biological process: transmembrane transport. Gene Ontology annotation, cellular component: membrane. The record is from RefSeq and is a predicted model, not a curated record. NCBI's taxonomy places the organism in Eukaryota, Metazoa, Chordata, Lepidosauria, Squamata, Varanidae.